AUGUCGCGUGGAAAGAAGGCUACCGCCUCGACUCGUGCCGUCAAGAAGAAUGCCACUGGUGGCCAUUCUGGACAGGCCACGCCCGUGGGCUCGGCAGCGUCAAAGUCGGCCAAGAGCUCAAAGUCAAAGUCGUCGACGAGCAAGCCAUCAAGCAGGCCGACGUCGGCCGCAGGCAAGUCGUCCGAGUCGCGCAAGGAAAAGUCGCUGGGUAAGCUUUGCUCGCGUUUUGUCUCGAUGUGCGAGGAGCUCGACUCGGACAUCGUCGAGCUGCUUGAGGCGACCAAGACGCUGGGUGUCGAGCGCCGGCGCAUCUACGACGUUGUCAAUGUACUCGAGGCCCUGACCGUCAUUGAGCGACUCGGCAAGGCACAGUACUACUUUCACGGCAUGUCCGCCCUCCGCGGCCUUGUCGAGCGGCUCAAGAUCGAGAUCAACGCCGGGUACUGGGUUGGCAUCGUCCCGCCGGCCCUCCGCCCACCGCCUGGGCCUUCGGGUAAGCAGGCCGAGCCGCGCAAGCUCCGCCUCCUCUCGCAGCUCACCCGCCAGUUCCUCAAGUUUGUUGUUGCCUCCUCGGACCAUUCCAUCAGGCUCGAGGCCGCCGCCGAUCAGCUGCUCCGGAUGGAGGGCUGCGACGAGACCAUGGCGCGCGAGCGCCGCAAUAAGCUCCGCCGUAUGUACGACAUUGCCAACGUGCUCGAAGCUCUUGGCCUCGUCAAGAAAUCGUUCCGCGGCGGCUCCUCGGCCCGCAAGAUGUACACUUGGGCCUCGUUUGAACUCGCCGACAUUGGCCCUCCCCUCGACAUCGACGCCGGCCUGGCCGCGGUCAUCGAGGGUGUGGCCGGCGCCGCCCGCAUGCCGCCGUCCGCCACCCUCCCCAAGAUCUCGCCGGCGCUCCGCGGCGUCACCCCGCGUUCGCGCUCUGCGCGCGAAAACACCUCGUUUGUGCCUAUCGGCGGCACUCCGCCGGUCACCUCGCCGUCCUCGCCCUCGCUGCCAGAGGUCGAAACUGGCUCGACCAUGUCGUACCAUGCCCUGCUCUCGCUCAUGGGCUCCAAGUCAGCACCGGCAGCCACCGAGUCGCAACCUCCACAGGCCGGCGGCAUCAACCCCGGCCCCAGCCUCGCGCGUACUCUCGAGUCGGCGCACUACCUCGCCCGCGUCAUGCGCGUUAUGAACGCCGCCUCGCUCGAGGUUCCCGCCAUGCUUAAGACCUACGUCGACCGAGUCCUCGACGCCCAGACCGAGCUGAACAUGGCGUGCGUCGAGCCGUUCUCCGUCCCGGUCCCGGUCCCGAACACGCUGUCCACUGCUGCGCCGACACCUGCGCCUGCGCCUGCACCUGCACCUGCACCUGCACCUGCUGCCGCAUCCGCGCCCGCGCCCGCGCCCGCGCCCGCGCCUGUAUCUGGUACUCCGCCAGCCUCGCAGCCGACCAAGGUCAUCGUUGCAGCUGGCACCCCGGCGGCCCGCCGCCCGGCGGCGCAGGUGGCGGCCUCGUCAUCCUCGGCCUUUUCUCCGUUUACCAACUCUGCGCCGGAAGCUGCGUCCGCCCCCACAACCGCUCCGCGCCGCGUUGCCCGCUCCUUGGACACCACGCCCGCCAACGAGCCAUCGCCAGCCGUCGCUCCGGCGGUGGCGACCGCGCCCACCUCGCCAGCAGCGACCGCAGUUCCUGCGGCCUCGCCGGCGGCGCGGUCGGCGUCCGCCACGCCCUCGCGCAAGCGCCCGCGUUCGGCCCAGGCGACAGUCGCCAGCGAAGGCGCCGGCUCGCCGCACGACCUGCUCCCCGGCUCGCCGCAUACACCACCCAACAAGCGCCAGCGGAUGCUCGAGGCGCCUGCAUUUACCAGCAGCCCCUCAUCGUACGAGGCCGGCACUGGCCCACAGGCCUUCCGCUCACCCACCGCCGCCGGAUCGACCACCCCGCGGAGCCUCUCCUUCUCGCGCGUCGACGUCCUCACCACCACACCUGUCAAGCCGCACGACCCGUCCAUCUUUGACGAAGUCGAGGUCCUCGAGGUUGCCUUUGAUCCGUAG
Messenger RNA from Thecamonas trahens ATCC 50062, 2037 nucleotides. RefSeq lists its product as uncharacterized. Bases 1 to 2037 code for a protein of 678 amino acids. Lineage: Eukaryota; Apusomonadida; Apusomonadidae. The record is from RefSeq and is a predicted model, not a curated record. Gene Ontology annotation, cellular component: RNA polymerase II transcription regulator complex. Gene Ontology annotation, molecular function: DNA-binding transcription factor activity, RNA polymerase II-specific; RNA polymerase II cis-regulatory region sequence-specific DNA binding. The transcript has a single exon. Gene Ontology annotation, biological process: regulation of transcription by RNA polymerase II.